Molecule: messenger RNA, 2126 nt
Organism: Linepithema humile (Argentine ant)
Lineage: Eukaryota; Metazoa; Arthropoda; Insecta; Hymenoptera; Formicidae
Source: RefSeq, a predicted model, not a curated record
UCUCGGCUAAAAAAUGGUUUGAGUCUCGGCUAAAAUAAUAUAAGCCCUCGAAAAAGAUAAAAAAAGGGAAGAAAAAGAAAAAAAACAGCUCAAACUAUCUUCGAAAUUAUGAAAAAUAAAGGGAUGGUUGAUAGAACAUUUUUGAAAGCUGUUUUCAAGUUUUUGAAAAUGCACUACCAGUACUUUUUUCGAUUUUCGGUCGUCGAGCAAAAAAUUUUGAAAAAUUUUUCUCAAAAUAACUAAUCGCAAAUAACUAAUAGGUCAUUGAUUUGUAGGUGAUGAAUUGUUCCUCUCGUCAAAAUACCAUCCACAAAUACACCUCCACAUACUCGAUUUUUUGGAUCAGGAAGUUUUGACCACUCUCAUCUGAAACGACAUACUGUGUGUGCAAUCGCGUAUGCAAACCCUGAACGAAGGUGCUACCAUGAAAAUGGACACACUUGUUUGAGUGGUAGCUUGGUGUUAGCUAAAACGGGCCGAAAAGAAAGUCAGGUUGUGAGAAGGAAGAAUGAAAUGAAGAACUGAGAUGAAGAAGAUUGCAACAACUUAGAUCAAAAUGAUUAUUGGAAAGAUGCGCUUGACAAUAUAACUACAAAUCGACAAAGGAGAAGUUCCUCAUCAUGAAGACAAAUAGACGAGGACAUUGGUGUCGAUUAUUGUUGGUAGCUGCAAUUUUAUUCGAGCAUGCUAAUGCAGAAAAGCGAAAACGGCAAAUCUUUCGUGAACAAGUGCUGCCUGCAUUAGGUGGCAAGAUUCCAGAAGAAGCUUUCAGAACGGAUCGCUUGGCAUUGAAUCGAUUGAAUAAGGAAGGUAUCACUGUACCUGACGGUAUAGUCCUAGACGCUCGGCAUAUCCACAAACAUUCUUAUUCCGAUAAAAAAAUGUUAGAAAUAAUAAAGGUCUAUCUAACAUCAGAUGGCCGAUACGUAUCUCCAGAAGGCCGACCUCACUAUAAUCAUCCGAAAACCGUCGAUACGACCUACAUUAUACGUAGGCCGUUUAUGCAUACGAAUCACAAAACACUGAACGCUUACGAAAAACUGACAAAUUAUCCAAAGCCACAGGUUUAUUCAAAUUAUAGACAAUUUGUUCCGAUCGUAUCGUCCAUUAAACCGGAAGUUUACAAACCUAUUAUGAUGCCUCUAAUACUUCCGGCUGAUACGGAACUAUUUGAUUCAAGUUGGAGAACAGAGUAUGACUGGGAUACUGUAUAUAAACCGUUUGACGAUUAUUUUAUCGACAACAUCGCACUCUUCAAUUCGCAUCGGGUUAUCACGGAUUAUCAAGGAUUUCUCGAUGAGUUCCAUGAACGAUCCUUGAGACAUGUGGAUUUUGAAAGUAGCGACAGAAAUCAACAGCAUCGUCAGGACCAAAAAUAUCAAGAAUUACAAAGUGGAUUGAAACUGUCGUCUUAUCAGAAAAUCAAGUCAAUUAUCGCCAAUCCUCACAAUCCUGCCUACACAAAUCUUACAAGUAUACCGGAGACCAGUUUUUCUUGCCGUGGAAGGAACGGAAUGUUCGCAGACAUCGAAACUAAAUGCCAAGUAUUUCACAACUGUUUAGGUUCAUCGAAAGUAUCUUCUUUGUGCCCACCAGGAACCGCAUUUUACGAAGCAAAUAAGCGCUGCGAAUGGUUCGACAUUGUACAGUGCAAGCAGGAACGAGUGCCGGUGGACGAUUAUCACGAUGAAUAUCAAAAUUUCCAACCAAUAGUGGGAUUUCGUCAGCCUAUCAUCGUGAAGGAAGAGUCAAAGAAGGAACAGGACUUUAGCAAAAUUCCUGGAAUUCCCGGAAUAGAUUAUCCUAUCUAUCAUACGGUGCCGCCUACAAGUUUUUCCUGCGCGUAUGUUCCGUUUGUACCAGGAAUGUACGCAAACGUGGAAACUGGCUGUCAAGCGUAUCAUAUUUGUCAUGAUGGACGCGAAGGACAUCAAGGUGCAUCUUUCUUGUGCACCAAUGGAACACUUUUCAAUCAGCACGAAUUUGCAUGCGACUGGUGGUAUAAUGUUAACUGCGCCAACGCACCAUCUCUUUACAGGCUUAACGGAGAUCCACUAAAAAAUCCAUACGUACCAAAAGAGACAAAGGACGCAAUUCGAAAAAAAAUGAAAAUUAUCGUAAUUUAA